AUGGAUUCAUAUUGUCGAGGUGUCUCUCCAUUAGUCCCUUCUACUCCUUUUGCAGGAACGUCUUCAUCAAAGGGCACAAAGAGAAAAGUCAUCAUGAUCGAUGUAGACUUGAAUGCACAACUUGAAAGUAUGAGCACAGGGAUAUACAAACUGGUGGAUAGCAUCGAUGAGAGUAAUAAAUACUCUGCAAAAUUGACAAAG
Molecule: messenger RNA, 201 nt
Organism: Sphenostylis stenocarpa
Lineage: Eukaryota; Viridiplantae; Streptophyta; Magnoliopsida; Fabales; Fabaceae
Source: the annotation of a GenBank genome assembly